AUGAGCAAAGCUGAGAUCAUCGCUUCUACAAACCUUAUAAUUCUUUUGGAGGAUGAAAUCUUUGCUGAUUUUUUCAACACAUUCCUUUCUCUUCCGGUCUUUGGUCAGACACCAUUUUAUAAUGUUGAGAAUGCACAGUGGAGCUUAUGGCCAGAAAUACCUUAUGACUUGAUUACCAAGUAUAAAGGAUUAUUGACCUGGUUGGAAAAAUACCGGUUACCUUUCUUCUGCAAAACAGACUUGUGUUUCUAUUACAUCCUCUGUCAGGAACUCAUCAGCUUUGUUAAGUCCUCGGAAGGAGCUAAGAUGAUGAGGUGGAAAACAGCAGACCAGUGGCUUCUGGAGAAAUGCAUCUCUGGAGUCAGAGGGAUAUGGCGUUUCUCCUCCUACCUCAAGGACAGUGCAGGUGAAGAGUUGCUGGAUUUCUGGGUCCUUACUGAGAAGAUCCUGAGCAUAGACGAGACAGACAACCAAAUGAAAGACUACUACCUGUCGCUGCUGCUCAUGCUCAAGGCCACUCACCUGCAGGAAGGCUCCAGAGUGGUGACUCUCUGCAACAUGAACAUCAAGUCCCUCCUGAACCUCUCCAUCUGGCAUCCCAAUCAGUCUACUACCAGAAGGGAUGUCCUAAGCCACAUGCAGAAAGUGGCUCUGUUUAAAAUCCAGAGCUACUGGCUCCCCAACUUUUACAACCAUGCCAAGAUGGAAAUGACUAGCGAGGAAGCAUGCCAGGGCCUGAUGCAGGAAUACGAGACUCGCUUGUGCAGUGUUUGCUGCUCACAUGAAGGAGGGCUCCCUCUACAUAUGAGCAUCAAGAAAUCCCACCGCUCCCAAAAGAAGUACUCAAGCAGGAAGGCCAAGAAGAAGAUGUGGCAAUUGAUUGAUCCUAUCUUAUGGCCUCUGGAAAUGGACUCCAAGCCAGAAGCCUCCGCUAAAGUCCCAGAAGAGAAGAGUCUUCCAGAAAAGGUCGUUUUACAAAAAGCUUUCCUAGGAGGAGAUUCUUCAAAGGACACAAUAGUUGACCUGAACAGGGGUACUCAGGUCACCAAGAAACUCACUGGGAAGAAGAAAUCCAAGAUCCAGCUCCACAUGGAGGGCCUCUUUGAGUCACGGAUCUCCAACCACCUGAGAACUUCCACUCCCAUUGUUAACUACACUGCCCCAAUGACAGUCAAAAAGUCCUUCAAACGAAGCCUGUCCUUUGGGUACACUCACUGGGCCCUGAGUGCUGAUACCUGUGCAGGGAGUCCCUUCCGGCAUCACCUGAAGAAAAUGAAUCUGAAGGUGGAGGUCCAGCUGCUGGACCUCUGGCAGGAUCUGCAGCACUUCCUCAAUGUUCUGAUGAAUAACAGGAGGAACGGGAAUGCACUCUUUCGUCACAUGCUUGGUAACAGAAUCUGCGAGCUCUACUUGGAUGAGCAGAUCGGGCCAUGCUUACCACUCAAAUCUCAGACCCUUCAAGGCCUGAAAAAGUGUCUGCCAUUUGGGGAUAUCAACCCCUGGAUCCCCAAAGCCCAGAAAGAGAUCUGCAAGGUGCUCAGCCCCUGGUUUGAUGAAUUCCUGAAUGAAGAGGACUACUGGUUUCUCAUUUUCACAACUCAAACACGGUUCAUCAAAGCCCGAUGGCACAAGAGAGAAGCCACAAGCGAAGAGGAGUAUAUUCUCCUUUAUAAAAGGAUUCAGGAGUCUCUGUCACUGAGUCAGGGCUUGGCUAACAUGCAGGAAAUGGAGUCUAUGCAGUGGCCAAGGGUGGCGACCGAGAACCUGCAGCAAGGAGGGUCCCUCCAGGUGGAACUGAUGGCUCCAGUGUUCUUAGAAGAUAUAAAUAAAAUGACCUUUGAGGAGCUCUCCCUUAAGAAUCCAAAGUUGGCCAUAGAAAAGAUCAGUGAGGACUACAAAAUAUACUGUGAAAGAGCCCCUCAGAAAGAAAUUACAGUGGAAAUUAUUAGGCAACCAAGACUCAGAACCCCAUAUAGGAAAACAUCCUAUGCUAAAAAGUCUGUCUUAAGGAAGCCUUCCAUGAGACCAAGGAAUAUGACAGAGGUCCUCCUAAAUACUCAGCACCUUGAGUACUUCAGGCAUUUCCUCAAAGAACGGAAUGCUGAAAACCCAUUGCAAUUCCUGGUAGCCUUACAGAAGGUCUUGAUGGAGUCCAAUGAAAAAAGUUACAAGUCAGCUUUGGAUAAUAUAACCAAGACUUACUUCCACGGCAGGCUCCCUCCUGAAGAAAUGCUGCAGUGCGACGCUCCUCUGGUCAAAGAAGUCGCUCACAUGCGUCACAUCACCACCACCACACUGCUGAUGCUCCAGAAUUACGUCAUGAGAGCCCUGGAUCAAAAGUGGUUUAAAGACUACCAAGAAUUGUUCCCACCACGCCCUAUGGAAAUCGACCCCGACUUGCCGUAUAUCCCUAGGAAGUCCUCAAAGACAACAAAGUACACACAGGACUCUCAGAGGACAGGGUGGACAAAAAUGAUCAGCUUUGUCAAGAGCUUUUGCAGUUACCGCAGAUUCAUGGCCAGUUACAGGAAACGCCAACAGUUUCUAGAUUUCCUCCACAUGGAAAUGUACAACACCAAAGAGAAUUACGCUGCAUCACCUAGCUCAACUUCACGCCACACCCCCAUAUCCCCCGGUCCCCGGAGCACAGAUCAAGACAACGGAGAGAUAGUCCUUGUAAAACGCCGGAUAUUUGGCCACCGAGUUAUCAUUGUCAACUUUGUUGUUAAUGAUCUAUAUUUCUUUUCUGAAAUGGAGAAAUUUAAUAACAUGGUGAGUUCAGCUCACAUGCUGCAGGUCAACAGAACGUACAGCGAGAACGACAUUAUCCUCUUGCGGAAUAAACUGAACAUUAUCUUAAAGCUUUUCCUGGCUUCUGAUGUCCCCCCAAAGCUGAGGGUGAACAUCUCUGAGUCCCAGAAGGACAACAUCUUUGCUCUCAUCUCAGAAGGCCACCUAGACCGGAUCAUCUUCCAUGGGGCUAUCAUGUCCAUCUUCCCUGUCAUCAUGUACUUCUGGAAAAGGUUUUGUAAUUGGAGGGCGACACGCUAUUACAUAGAGUCAACUGGGAAAAAAUUUAAAGAUGGAAGAAUUCCUUCCAAGACUACAUACAAGUACCCACCGUGGGGUGGAGGUGAACAUGCUAUCCUAAGGUUCACCUUGCUCAAAGGUAUCGAAUGGUUUCAACCUCAUUCCCGGGAAAUGGCGGCAAGUUCAAUCCAAAACUGUGAGUUGGAGCUUCACUGA
This is a messenger RNA of Meriones unguiculatus (Mongolian gerbil), 3246 nucleotides long. It is a transcript of the gene Rgsl1, whose product is annotated as regulator of G protein signaling like 1. Bases 1 to 3246 code for a protein of 1081 amino acids. The transcript is spliced from 20 exons. The record is from RefSeq and is a predicted model, not a curated record. NCBI's taxonomy places the organism in Eukaryota, Metazoa, Chordata, Mammalia, Rodentia, Muridae.